Messenger RNA from Mesorhabditis spiculigera, 1807 nucleotides. The record is from the annotation of a GenBank genome assembly. NCBI's taxonomy places the organism in Eukaryota, Metazoa, Nematoda, Chromadorea, Rhabditida, Rhabditidae.
AUUCAACACCUUCCGCCCGGACCAAGUCUUCAAGGGAUCGGUCGUCAAGGCACCCUACUGGAUCUACGACGUCGAAAUAAAGGGCUUCGACGCGGUGGGCGAAGACUUGGUCUCCUUCCACCACAUCACGCCCGACGAGAUGCGGCUGUUCGAGAUGCUGCUCUACCGCGCCAUGUUUGAGCCUGCGCACAAACGCGCAAGACGGGAUCCCAAUGUGGAUCCAAUGAACCCGCAGCCCUCGGCCGUCAUCCAUAUCAGAAAUCUAAACUUCAAGGCGACAGAAGCCGACCUGCUCGAGGCUCUGCAAGGAUUUGGGCGCAUCGCCUACGCGACGGUGAUGCCCAACAAGCGGAUGGCCCUUGUCGAAUUUGAGACCCUCGAAGCCGCCACGAAAUGUGUCUACUUUGCUGCCGAGAAGAUGAUCAACAUUGCUGGGUACCCGGCACUCUUCAAUUUCUCGACUUCUCCAACCAUCCAACGGCUCGGGCUCGAGUGCGAAGUUCCCAACCAUGUGAUCGUGAUCUCCAUCUCAAAUGUGCAGUAUCCGAUCACCGUCAACGUCAUCCGGGACAUCUGUGCGCCGCACGGUGAUGUCUUGAAAAUUGCCAUCAUUAGAAAGGCUUGCUUACAGGUGCUCGUCCAAUUUGACACCAUCGAGAGCGCGCGGAAGGCAAAGUACGCAUUGAACGGGGCCGACAUCUAUUCGGGAUGUUGCACGCUGAAGGUCGAAUUCGGAAGGCCAGAAACGGUGAAGGUGACAAGGAACGACGAGACUCAAUUCGACUACACUCGUCCUGAUUUGGAUUCGAAUCCGAACACCGUGCAUUUUCAACCCACACGAGCUCCCCUCAUCGGCGGGCCAAUGUCGAGUCAGAUGCAGCCGCACCCCGGCGCAAGCGUGCAUUAUGACAAUCAGCUACCACCAUUCGGCUACUCGGAUCAGCAAUACACAACCCCGGCACCGCGGAACCCGGGCUUCGCCGACAACUACGGCCGUGACCAUCUUGAAAUGCCAGAGAAUACAGCGAUCUACCACGACUACAACAAACCGCCGAUGAUGGGACGAAGCCUGGACCCGCGAGCCCAGAACUACUAUUCGGAGGGCGACAACAAUCGGCAGCGAACAAAUGAUGCUUUUGGUGGAACGGCGGUGCUUAUGAUCUACGGCAUCAAUCACGACUCGUUCAACUGUGACAAGCUGUUCAACAUACUGUGCCAGUACGGCAACGUUGAUCGCAUCAAAUUCAUGCACAGCAAGGAGGACACGGUCAUGGUACAGAUGGGGCACACCUUUCAAGUGAUUUCGGCAUUGCAAUUUCUGCAAGGAGCCGAGCUGUUCGGCUGCAAGCUGACGCUGCGCCCAUCGAAACAGUGGGAGGUGGUGUUGACGGGUCGCGGCUUCGAUCUGCCCGAUCAGACGCCCUCCUUCCGCGACUUUUCCACCUCAAAGCAUCAGCGCUAUACAACUCAAGCCCUCGCCGCCAGGAAUCGCGCUUGCUCCCCGACGAAAAUAAUACACUGGUUCAAUGCCCCCGUCUGCCUUGACGAGCAAGGCAUUAUUGAUCUCUUCCAAAAUGCGGGUGGACCGGUCCCGCUGAGUGUUCGGGUGAAUCAGGCGCGCAGCGAGAAAAGCCAUUCUGGAACGGCAGAGUUUGCAACCGUUGUAGAAGCCACUGAGGCCCUUGCCAUCGCCAACCACACGCCGAUCCAAGCCCCCAACUUCCGCCUGCCCUUCAUCGUCAAAAUGGCCUUUUACGCGCCGGCGAUUCCCUCGAAUACCGCCCGCGACGAUCACUUCACCCAACAA